Messenger RNA from Fusarium verticillioides 7600, 428 nucleotides. RefSeq lists its product as hypothetical. The record is from RefSeq and is a predicted model, not a curated record. Bases 95 to 412 code for a protein of 105 amino acids. Lineage: Eukaryota; Fungi; Ascomycota; Sordariomycetes; Hypocreales; Nectriaceae. The transcript has a single exon.
AUACAUGCCAUUGUAAAACUCAAUAUCGGUCAAGUAUGAAAAUUAAUGCUGGCGUUCUUCGUAACUGUGACCCAUUCCAUAAGUCCGAGUCUGGAUGUAUCAGUCUCGUAAAAGAGCCUACCUAUGGGGAUUUGUGUCUUAUAAGACGCAUCUCACAACUGGGACAUUUACGAGCGACCUUCCCUCGACGAGUUUCAACUUCAGAAAUCCCGGGCAUGAGAUCGUGCCUAGGACUGGCUUGUGGAGUGAGAAGCCGGUAUAUAGUCGUAUACUAAUAUUUUCGACGAGACAUGUUGGAGGGAGGUUAAUCUAUGCGGGACAGUGGCCUGGGGACGACGAGAUUACGGAGUAUCAUCAUCAUAAUAGCCAGGGGUGUCUACAUAUUUGUAUGUCUGCUCGGGCAGGUUUUUAGCUUUGUGAGAUCAUCC